AUGUCGAUUAUUCGAGAAAAUGGUAGUGCACAUGUUACUUACAUUCACGACCAGCGAUACGUGCAACGAGAUGCGGACAUCAUUGAAACCCUAUCAAGGAAGGUGCAGAACCUGACGAUCGUGUCGUCGGUGGCGCUCAUCAUCGGCGUGCUGCUGCUAGUGGUGGGGGCGCUGUACUUGACGCGGCUGCUGCGCGCGCACCGCCACCUGCUCUGGAGGUUCACCAAGCGCGGCGCCGCGCGCUCCUGCAACGCCAAACAGAAGCUUGCAGGUGGGCGCGGGCGCGGAGGACCCGGAGGCGGGGCGCGAGCGGCGGCGGCGGGGCUGCAGCUGCCGGUGGCGAGCGCGGGGGCGGCGGGUGGCGGGCGGCGUGGCGCGGGGCGGGGUCGAGGGCGCGUCGCCGCCCACGCCGUCGCCGGCGGCGCUCAGCGCUCCGUGUCGCGCGACGUGGCCACGCCCGCCACCACUCCACGCCGCUCAGCCGGCCUGCGCCACCCGUCCGAGGACACCACGCUCGAGUACGCGUACGACAACCCGGCGCUGGCGCCCAGCCCCAGCCCCGGCGCCGACGCGUCCGCCUCGGCCUCGCGCCUC
Messenger RNA from Gryllus bimaculatus (two-spotted cricket), 594 nucleotides. The record is from the annotation of a GenBank genome assembly. NCBI's taxonomy places the organism in Eukaryota, Metazoa, Arthropoda, Insecta, Orthoptera, Gryllidae.